Molecule: messenger RNA, 2115 nt
Organism: Penicillium alfredii
Lineage: Eukaryota; Fungi; Ascomycota; Eurotiomycetes; Eurotiales; Aspergillaceae
Product: transcription factor domain-containing protein
Exons: 6
Biological process (GO): DNA-templated transcription; regulation of DNA-templated transcription
Molecular function (GO): zinc ion binding; DNA binding; DNA-binding transcription factor activity, RNA polymerase II-specific
Source: RefSeq, a predicted model, not a curated record
GUCAAAUGUGAUCGUCGGGACCCUUGCAUGAACUGUGUAGAUGCACGGGUCGAAUGCCAUCGUACUCGACAAUCUCGACUUCAUCGACCUCGAGUGUCACGCCUCGAUGCGUUAGCGGAAAGACUGGCCAGACUGGAGGAAUCAACUAGCGGAGAGAAUCCAAUCACAAGUCAUCAUCUCGCUAGUCCUGUAUCUGUCUCACCACAUGCAAGGCCCCAGGGUGCGGUAGGGAACUCUGCAAAUGCAUAUCCCGAUCCCACAUGUCAGAAGAAAAGAAAGAAGCAAUACGCAACACAUUUCUCUCGAGAGACAAGCCCUGGUGACCCUCCAGAAAGAAAGCAAAAAAGAUCGCAGGUCAUCGGCCACAGCCACGGCGAAGCCCAUUCUCCGGGCUCGACACGGCAUGCGAGCGAAGCCCGCGAGUACAUCGAGCACGAACUGCAAUGCAACCUGGCACUCUCGAAAGACAGACGUACUGCGCUGGAAUCAGCGCAGAAGUUUGUCAGUCAGCUGUCGAAUCCUAGUCUACACUGGGAGGAGACCGGCGUGGCGGGUGACUUGGAUGUGGAAGAGACAACGCCGCCUACUCUCACGCCGGAGUUGUUGUAUAUGAUGCUACCGGGACCCGAUAAGAAAACCAACUCUCAGGGAACCAUUUCUUGGCCCGACCACAUCUCUGACGCCCUUUUAGAGCGAAUGGGACUCGCUAUCAUCGAGGGCAGUGAAUGCGAGCAGGUGCUUCAGCACUAUCGGGUCAGCGUAUGGGUAAAGGCGAUAUCGUGCAUUUCCAAAGUGGCACCUUUAACCUCAAGCGAACGACUCAGGGACCAUUUCCGGACUCUGAAGAAACAAUACGAGGCGGCUGCCAUGGAAGAAUUGAACCAGCUUCCUUUGACAGCGGCCCCGAGUCUGUUACUGCUACAGUCCCUGUUAUCUGGAGUACGGCUGAUGCAGUAUUUGGGCAACAUGUCCCGCUGUUGGAUGUUCACGGCCCUCGCCUCGAGGAUCAUUGUAUCACUGAACUACCACAACAUCACCGACCCAACGCCACGAAACGAAGUCGAAGAAAACAUCCACGCCUGUGUCUACAAGUGCUACUACUUUGACAAAACCCUCAGCUUACUGCUGCUCCGGCCACCAUCUCUGCCCGAGCUCAAGGUCGAGGCAUCCCAGCUGAUCCACCUCGACCCGGAUCUCCCUACUGCGACCAUGAUCACCGGGGUCGUCGAGUUCUCCGAUCUGAAGAAUACACUGGUGAACAUCCUGCUUGACACCAAGGAAUUGGGAGACGUGGAGAAGGCCAAUAUCUUGUCUGAUCUUGUGGCGCGGGCGCACACGAUCCACUCAAACUUACAAAUGUUUCGGCGCCACCAGGAAAUGAAAUUCCCAAACUCGUGGGCAAUCCUCCGCCGCGAGUGGCUUUCAAUGGACUUCAACUACUACUCCGUCCUCACCACGAUAAUCCGCGCGCGCUCCUCGGUCCUGAAGUCCCGUCUAGUGUGCGAAAACUGUCUUUAUGCGGCUCGCGAAGCGCUCAAUACUUUGCGGGCGUUGCAAGAAGCAUUUUCAAGCCCGGCCAAUUCAGUCGACUCCUACCCGUAUUUCCUCACCUGGACAAUGCUCCUCUUCCCAUUAUCCCCCUUCUUCGUCCUCUUCUGCAACGUCAUCGCAACCUCCAACGAGCGAGACUUUACCAUGAUCAAAAACAUCACCGACGACCUGCACCAAUUCGCCCAAGCAAACGCUUCCAUCGGCAAGCUCUACCGGCUGUUCUCCAAGUUCCUGGAUCUAUGUGCGCCGUUGAUUAAAAGUAACCAGGAACACGCUCAUUCUGACCAGCCCUUAUACCCAUUUACUCAUCAUCAACCUCCAGCCGCCGUGGAAGGACGGACCGAAGCCCAGGCGGGUUUGUAUACGAACAUGUUUGGCCGCGGUGUGGACGAACCUGUGCCCACGCCGUCGAGCCAAAUCACUCACAAGAUCAACACGGGUGCUCCACAGCCCGUAGAAGGGUGGAACGAUAAUCUGGUUUGGGAGUUAUUCGAUAACCAGCCCUCGUUAGGAUGGGCAGAGUCGGAGCUGUGGGAUGUGAUGACGCGGUUGGAUAGUGCAUGA